Molecule: messenger RNA, 1404 nt
Organism: Fulvia fulva
Lineage: Eukaryota; Fungi; Ascomycota; Dothideomycetes; Mycosphaerellales; Mycosphaerellaceae
Exons: 2
Coding region: 1-1404 (467 amino acids)
Biological process (GO): transmembrane transport
Molecular function (GO): transmembrane transporter activity
Source: RefSeq, a predicted model, not a curated record
AUGCUGCUACCUCGCGCAUUGACCGGUCUCGCCCUUGGCUUCGUCAACAUCAACGUCUUGCCGACUCUGAUGGAUCUUUAUGGCGCUUCUCUAAUGUCCGAGGCACCGCACCAAGAAAUUGUCCUAUAUGACGAUAUCCGCCGCCAGGGAGGUGGAGUCGGCAUCUGGCUGGGAGUCUGGACAUUCUGUUACAGCUCCUCCCUCUCCGUUGGUUUCUGCGUUGGUGCCUGCGUCAUCUCGAAGCUGAACCCGAGCUGGGGUUUCUGGAUCGUAAUCUGUUUGCUGGCGCUGUUUUUGUUGCUCAACGUGAUUGCGCCGGAGACGAGGAAGGCGCCGUAUAGACGAUCUAUACAUCACUUCUUCGACGAAACGGACUCGAUGAAGGUCAGGAGAAGAGUUGCGAGAGGCGAGGUGAAGUUGCAUAUCGAGAAUGAGGGACCAAAGCAUUGGUAUCACGAGAUGGUUGCUGGCAUGAAGUUGACCAAGAGGAUGGUGUUUCAACCAGGGUUUUUCGUGCUGAUGAUGUAUUUGGGGUGGAUUCAGGCACAGUUGGUGUUGGUUAUCUUGCUCCUCGGUGCCCUCCUAUCCCGCGACUAUAGCUGGCCAUCGCAAUAUGUCGGACUAGCCGCCCUUGCAGUUCCAGCCGGCGCCGCUCUCGCCAUGCCCCUGACCAAAGCGUCCUGGUUCAGCCGCGAGCGCAGGCAAGGGCCACGUACCGACUCCAUGACCUUCGAAAAGCAGGUGACCUGGUCUUCGCAUCUCCUCCGCCGCACGGUCUUCUCGCUCCUCUUGCCUUUCGCCGGCCUGGGAUACUGCCUUUCAGCUCCUGGCCCACCGUUACAUUGGAGCGCCUGCGUCAUCUUUGCCGGUAUGGUUGGGUUCCUCACAGAUCUAGGCACUGCAGAGUGUGUUGGCAUGAUCAUGGAGACAUUUGAUACGAGCGAUCUUCAACCCGGAAUCAAUACGAGGCAUCGCGUGCAGAGCAUGUCAACGAUCACGCAGAGGCGCAGGACAAAUUACUCUUCCUUUCCGCGGGUGUGCGCUGGUUUCUUCGCAGCGCAGUCGUUUGGCUUCUUCCUCGCCGCUGCCGCGACUGUCGUGUCUGGCAGGGUCACGAACUCAUACGGAGCACAGACGGCGAUGUCGAUUACUGCGGCCAUCUUGCUGGCUGUGACGUUGUUGUUCUUUGUGGUCAUGUGGAGAUGGAAGAAUGUGCAGGUGAUCCCAACGUAUACCAGGGAUGGGAAGAUGGUGGGAAGUACUGGAGAGAUGGAGGAUCCGUUGUGGAAGCCUGUUGUCAUUGGACAUCCCAGCGGCAAGACAAGGAGGAUGAAUCUGCUUGAGACUGGAAAGUGGACGAGGUGGAGUGAGAUUCGGAGGUUGAAUCAUUUGAUGAGACAUUGA